Molecule: messenger RNA, 162 nt
Organism: Octodon degus (degu)
Lineage: Eukaryota; Metazoa; Chordata; Mammalia; Rodentia; Octodontidae
Product: keratin-associated protein 20-2-like
Exons: 1
Coding region: 1-162 (53 amino acids)
Source: RefSeq, a predicted model, not a curated record
AUGCUCUACUACGGCAACUACUAUGGCCCAUACUAUGGGGGAUAUGGGUUUGGUGGACUAGGCUGGGGCUAUGGCUGUGGUUAUCGGGGAUAUGGAGGCUACGGAUAUGGCUGCUGCCGCCCAUCUUGCUAUGGCAGAUAUUGGUCAUCAGGAUUUUACUGA